Molecule: messenger RNA, 1365 nt
Organism: Saxophila tyrrhenica
Lineage: Eukaryota; Fungi; Ascomycota; Dothideomycetes; Mycosphaerellales; Extremaceae
Exons: 2
Coding region: 1-1365 (454 amino acids)
Source: RefSeq, a predicted model, not a curated record
AUGGAGGAAGAUCCAAAGGACCACGACUUCGACCAGCGGCACGAUGGCCCUAUCCAGCCAGCCCAGCCGCGGCCUUCCGUGCAGAUACAGACCGACAUGCCCAGGAGAACGGUCUCAGAUCAAGACCACAACACGUCGAAGAAGAGCAAGUCGCAACCAGACGCUUUCUCGCCGAUGACUGCGCCCCCUGAGCGGAGAAGCAUGCAGCUCGAUCGGAGUGAAAGACGCAGCACGCAGAUAUCUCGAAGUGGCACGUGGGGACGUCAGAGUCGGGACUUUGAUCAAAGAAGAGAUGGACCAUUUGGAAGACCGUCACUCACUAUGACGAGACGGAGGAGCUCGCAGAUGUCCAUGGGUGUGGCUUCGCCGGACAGAGCACCUACAAUGCCUGUUGAGGAUGAUUCGGCCGUGGUCGAUUCUGAUAAUAACAGAGAUGAUGGACCGCCACCCAGCGACCAGGUCCCGCCGAGCGUUGAGACGAUGCAGUCAAGCGACCAUGCGUUCGAACCGGAGCCGCCGCCUCUGAAUUACUCUCUCAUCUCGCGAAAGUGGAGCAUCCUCUGGUUCUGGUCAUUGAUCCUCAUCGACAGUAUUGCUAUGCCUAUAGUGCUAUACUUCUGCCUCUGGUACUACACGGAUCUUUCGCCAAACACGGUGUUCUCGAUUGUCACGGCUGCACUCGGCGGGAUUAGUAUCUUCGAAUACUUCAUCCGAUUCUACCGGCUGUGGAAGAAGGGCAGCACAUGCCGUGUCAUUGGAGCACGUAGGAUGUACUUGGACUGGUUUCAUUGGAACUUUACGCUGGCAUGGGUCAUCAUUAUGAUUGAACUCAUUGUCGGUACGGUCCCCGAACACCCACCCAUUCGCCUCGUCGCCAUGCCCCUCGCCAGCAUGGUCUACACCUUCGGCACCGAACUCAUGAUCAUCGACAUCAUGCGCUACUUCCAAAUGCCUGCCCCCUGCCGCAUUUCCUCCAUCCCCAAAGGUGCCCAGCUGCGUCCAGGAAUCUACAGUAUCAUCGAGGACGUCAUCGCCGUCGACGGAUCUGGUGGCACCGAGUACCGCGAAGCGCUCAACCGACGCUACGAAGCUAGCCACAUCUUCCGCGCCAUGUUGCGGAGAUUGGGCAUGUACUGGGCAGUUGGUGCGCAAGGGUGCGCGGUUUUGACUACGAUUCUCAUCUUUACGUUGAGCGAGGACGCCGCGUACUCUGUCGGCUGGAGCUUGCCGUUUGUGUGGGCGGGCUUCUGGACGAUUGGCACGUUUUGGUAUGUCAACAGGAAGUUGAAGGAGGAGAAGAAGGCGUGGCAGGAGGAGGUGGCGGUGAGGAUGGAAGAGGGGAAAGUGCCGGCGGUGGCUGCGUGA